UGCAGAUGCCAGUAUGGAUGGCAGGGACAGUACUGUGACAAGUGCAUUCCUCACCCGGGAUGUGUCCAUGGCACUUGCACUGAACCAUGGCAGUGUCUGUGUGAAACGAAUUGGGGUGGUCAGCUCUGUGACAAAGAUUUGAACUCCUGUGGAACAUAUCAACCUUGUCUAAAUGGAGGCACCUGCAGCAACACCGGCCCUGACAAAUACCAGUGUUCCUGUCCGGAGGGCUACUCGGGGCAAAACUGUGAAAUAGCUGAACACGCCUGUCUGUCUGAUCCUUGCUACAAUGGUGGAAGCUGUAUGGAGACCACGGGAGGCUUUGAAUGCAGCUGUGCUCCAGGAUGGAUGGGACCAACCUGCACCAGCAACAUUGAUGACUGCUCUCCAAACCCAUGUGGGCACGGUGGUACCUGCCAGGAUCUGGUAGAUGGAUUUAAAUGUAUUUGUCCUUCCCAAUGGACUGGCAAGACGUGCCAGAUAGAUGCCAACGAGUGUGAAGUCAAACCCUGUGUGAAUGCAAACUCUUGCAGAAACCUCAUCGGCAGCUACUAUUGCGACUGCAUCCCUGGCUGGACGGGUCAAAAUUGCGACAUCAAUAUCAAUGAUUGCAUUGACCAGUGCCAGCAUGGGGGAACUUGCAGGGACUUGGUUAAUGGCUUUCGCUGUAUCUGUCCGCCCGGCUAUGCAGGGGAGCGCUGUGAGAAAGACGUCAAUGAAUGUGCCAGCAACCCUUGUAUGAAUGGGGGUCACUGCCAGGAUGAAAUCAAUGGAUUUCAAUGUCUCUGUCCCGCUGGUUUCUCUGGAAACCUCUGUCAGUUGGACAUAGAUUACUGCAAGCCCAACCCUUGCCAGAACGGAGCCCAGUGCUUUAAUCUCGCCACCGAUUACUUCUGUAACUGCUCCGAGGACUACGAGGGGAAGAACUGCUCACAAUUAAAAGAUCACUGCCGCACUACUCCCUGCGAAGUAAUUGACAGCUGUACGGUUGCAGUGGCUUCCAACAAUACCCCAGAGGGGGUGCGGUACAUUUCCUCCAAUGUGUGCGGACCACAUGGCAAAUGUAAGAGCCAGCCUGGAGGCAAAUUCACCUGCGAGUGCAACAAGGGCUUCACUGGCACAUACUGUCAUGAAAACAUAAAUGACUGUGAAAGCAGCCCUUGUAAGAAUGGAGGAACGUGUAUCGAUGGGGUGAACUCUUACAAGUGUAUUUGUAGUGAAGGAUGGGAGGGGACCUACUGCGAAAUAGACAUAAAUAACUGCAGUAAAAAUUCUUGCCACAAUGGAGGUACUUGUCGGGACUUGGUUAAUGAUUUCUACUGUGAAUGCAAGAAUGGGUGGAAAGGAAAGACCUGCCACUCCCAGGACAGCCAGUGUGAUGAGAACACCUGCAACAACGGGGGCACCUGCUACGACCAGGGGGAUACAUUUAAGUGCAUGUGUUCUCCUGGAUGGGAAGGCACCACUUGUAACAUUGCAAGAAACAGCAGCUGUUUACCAAAUCCUUGCUUCAACGGUGGAACUUGUGUUGUCCACGGGGACUCUUUCAUUUGCGUCUGCAAAGAAGGCUGGGAAGGUCAAACAUGCUCUCAGAAUACCAAUGACUGCAACCCACAUCCAUGCUACAACAGUGGAACAUGCGUAGAUGGGGACAACUGGUAUCGAUGCGAAUGUGCACCCGGAUUUGCUGGUCCAGACUGUAGAAUUAAUAUUAAUGAGUGCCAAUCCUCCCCAUGUGCUUAUGGAGCAACAUGUGUAGAUGAAAUUAAUGGUUACCGUUGCAUCUGUCCACCUGGCCGUAGUGGUCCAAAGUGUCAAGAAGUUACAGGAAAGCCUUGUCUAAUUAAUGGACAUGCUACGCCAGAUGGAGCCAAAUGGGAUGAUGACUGCAACGCCUGUCAAUGUCUCAAUGGAAAAGUUGCCUGCUCCAAGGUGUGGUGUGGCCCUCAGCACUGUGACUUAAACCAUAAAAGUCGCAAUGAAUGCCCUCCCGGACAGUCUUGUGUUCCCAUUAAAGACAACCACUGCUUCGUUCCUCCCUGCACUGGAGCAGGGGAGUGCUGGCCUUCCAAUCGGCCCUCGCUGAAGACCAAAUGUAACGCUAAUGCCAGCUAUCAAGACAACAGUUGUGCAAACAUCACUUUCACCUUCAACAAAGAGAUGAUGUCACCGGGCCUCACUACAGAGAGCAUUUGCAAUGAACUGAGGAAUCUGAACAUCUUGAAGAAUGCUUCAGCUGAAUAUUCCAUCUACAUUACCUGCGAGCCAUCUCCUUUGGCAAACAAUGAGAUCCAUGUGACUAUAUCUGCUGAUGAAAACAGAGAUGGUAGGAAUCCUGUUCAAGAAAUCAUUGAAAAAAUAAUUGACCUUGUGAGUAAACGAGAUGGAAACAACACUUUCAUCGCAUCAGUGGCAGAAGUCAGAGUACAGACGCAGAGUAAGAACAGAACAGAUUUCCUUGUACCCUUGCUGAGCUCCAUUCUGACCGUGGCCUGGAUUUGUUGCCUGGUGACAGCUUUUUACUGGUGUAUCCGGAAACGGCGAAAGCACACCAGCCAGGGUCACGCGGCCUCUGAGGACAACACCACAAACAACGUGCGGGAACAGCUUAACCAGAUCAAAAACCCUAUUGAAAAACACGCAGCAAACAGCGUCCCCAUUAAAGACUACGAAAACAAAAAUUCUAAAAUUGCAAAAAUAAGGACACACAACUCAGAAGUGGAAGAAGACGACAUGGACAAGCACCAGCAGAAAAGCCGAUACGUCAAGCAGCCAGCCUACACGCUGGUAGACAGAGAUGAAAAGCCACCUCUUAGCACUCCCACAAAACAACCAAACUGGACAAAUAAACAGGACAACAGAGACUUAGAAACAGCACAGAGUUUAAAAACCGGAUGGAGUACAUUGUAU
Molecule: messenger RNA, 2910 nt
Organism: Staurois parvus
Lineage: Eukaryota; Metazoa; Chordata; Amphibia; Anura; Ranidae
Source: the annotation of a GenBank genome assembly